Molecule: messenger RNA, 861 nt
Organism: Monoraphidium neglectum
Lineage: Eukaryota; Viridiplantae; Chlorophyta; Chlorophyceae; Sphaeropleales; Selenastraceae
Exons: 1
Coding region: 1-861 (286 amino acids)
Source: RefSeq, a predicted model, not a curated record
AUGGGCGGGCGGGCGCGGCCGCGUGACGUAUGGGGCUCCAGCGGCGGCGGCGCCGACGACGGCGGCGGCGGGCUCGCGUCGUCGCCGGCGCCGCUCAGCGCGCAGAAGGCCCCCGCGGCGGCGGCGGCGGCGGCGGCGGUGGGGCCGGGCUGGGACGGUCGGGCGGCGCAGGCAGGGGCUGCGGCGCGGGUGGCGGCGAGGUAUGAGCAGCAGCAGCGGCAGCAGCAGCAGCAGCAGCAGCAGCGGGCGCAGGACAUUGCAGAGCCCUAUUCCCUGCCUCAGUCUGCCGAGCCCAGCGCCACCUGGCUGAACGACCACCAGCAGCAGCAGCAGCAGCAGCAGAACCACCACCACCACCACUAUCCCCACCGCCCGUUGCAGCAGCAGCAGCAGCAGCAGCAGCAGCAGCAGCCGCUCUCUGCCCACUCGUCGCCGCAGGCUUCGCCGCGGCACGCCGAAGCGCCCGGCGCCGCGAGCCCCGCGCUGGCGGCGGCGCGCCAGACGCUGCAGCACAUGCGGGCCGGCCGCUCGCCCUCUUUGGCGGCGGCAGCGCAGGGGCCUGUGCAGCGCGGCAGCGGCAGCGGCGGCGGCAGCAACACGGCGGCCUCGAUGCCGUGUCCGGCGGUGCUGGCGGCGGCAGACUCCCAGGAAGCGCCCCUGGCCGGCGGCGCUGGCGCGAGCGUGCGCGCCGGCGGCGCGCGCGUCGACGCGGGCGCGGGCUCUGCGAGCGGCACGCCCCGGGGCGGCGGCGGAGGCGGCGGCGGUGGCGGCGGCGGGGUGGAUGCGCUGCUGCGGAAGCUGAUGGAAGGUGACCCGUCUCUGGAGGAGCUGGCCAACCUCGAGGCGUCGCUGCUGGACUGA